Molecule: messenger RNA, 1732 nt
Organism: Gallus gallus (chicken)
Lineage: Eukaryota; Metazoa; Chordata; Aves; Galliformes; Phasianidae
Product: HAUS augmin-like complex subunit 4
Exons: 7
Coding region: 117-1115 (332 amino acids)
Biological process (GO): centrosome cycle; spindle assembly
Cellular component (GO): HAUS complex
Molecular function (GO): microtubule minus-end binding
Source: RefSeq, a predicted model, not a curated record
GUGGCCUCCGGGAAAGAGCGCGGAUUGCGCUGUUUUGAGCCGACUUUGGGGUAAAAGAAAAGCAAAGGGGGAAUUUGGGGGGUCAGAAGCGCCAAAUCGGGACCGGAAGUGGCGGCAUGGAGCCGGAAGCGGAGCUGAUGGCCCCUCUCCCCAUAGCCCCGCAGUGGCCCCGCCCCCUUUUGGACAAGCUUCGCCUCCACCCCGGGCUCAGCCAAUUAGCAGCGGCGCUGGAGGAGAACGGACCAAUCCCGGCGCAGAGGCGGGACUUGCGGCAGGCGGAGGCGGGGCUUGCGCGGAGCCGAGCCGCCUGGUUGGCUCAGGAGGCGCUGUGGGCGGGGCUACAGGAGCUGCUGCGGAAGCCCCGCCCCCCCGGGGCCACCCAGCCUCUGGCCGCCGUGGAAGAAGCGCUCUCAUUGGCUGAGCUGCGCCGCACUGUGCCGGGAUUGGCCGACCUUAUGCCCCACCCGCCCCUCCCAUUGGCUGUUCGGCGGCCAUUGCUGGAGCUGCUGGAGGCCCAAAUGGGGCUGAAGGUGGCGGAGCUGCAGCACUACAGCCACGGGGUCAGCAAUGGGGCCGGCUGUGGGGUCGGCCAUGGGGCCGGCAGCGUGAGGGAGGAGCUGCUGCAGGAGCAGUGCAGGCUGAGGAGGCUGAAGGAGAGGAGGUGGCAGCUGCUGGUGCUGCUGGAGAGGAACUGCAGGGGGUGUGUGCAGGCGCAGCUGCGCUGCUCGGUGCUGUUGGGGCAGCUGAAGGCCCUGCAGGCCCAGCAGGCCGAGGUGGAGCGGUGCAGGGGGCGCUACCUGCAGGCCAAGGCGGCGGCCAUGCUGCUCAAGGCGCGGUUGGAGGAGCUGACGCUGCUGGCGGAGACGUACAGCCCGGAGCACCUGGAGGCACACAGCAGGAUCAGGUCACACCUGCAGGCGGCUCUCAGCCGCACCCAGACGGAGCUGGAGGGACUGCGGGAGGCUCUGGGGACAUUGGUGGCCAUCGGACCCCAUUUGGUGGCCACGGCCGAGGAGUACCGCCAGCUGAGGGACGACAUCCGGCACCGGCAGUGGGCGCUGCAGCACCUGGGGGGACGGGGGGACAUCAAUGGGGCAGCGCAGGGACAGCCAUAGGGCACCGGAACCUCCCGGCAAUGGGAUCAACCCCCAUGGGCUACUCCCAUUGGCUCCGCCCACAAAUGAAGGCUUCCCAUUGGCUCCUGUGAUGGGUUGGGCCCACCCAUUUUUCCCAUUGGCUCCUCCCAUUGUAAGGACCCGCCCACUCUCCUCACUGGCUCCUCCCAUUGGUGGAGUCUACCUAUUGGCUCCUCCCAAAGCUUGUGCCCACCCAUCCUGUCCAUUGACUCCUCCCAUUGGUUGGUUCCCCUUUUGUUUCCAGCCCAAGGACCCGCCCACUUCCCUCAUUGGCUCCUCCCAUUGUUUGCACCCGCCCACUAUCCCCAUUGGCUCCACCCAUAGUUAGGGCCCGCCCACUUUCCCCAUUGGCUCCUCCCAUUGGUGGGAUCCCACAGUUGGCUUCUCCCAUUGGUGGGAGCCAUGGGACAUUGCAGGGUCAGCCAUGGGACCAAGGGGUGAGGAUAGGAGGGGGUAAUGGCAGCCUCUGGUUGCCAUGGUGAUGGUUGCCAUGGUGACGGUUGCCAAGGUGAUGGUUGCCAUGGUGAUGGUUGCUCCCAGAUCUUACCCCAAAUAGUGCCUUCUUCCCUAAUAAAAACCAAUGUUUUCCCCCAAAA